Monascus purpureus is the source of this 2613-nucleotide messenger RNA. The record is from the annotation of a GenBank genome assembly. NCBI's taxonomy places the organism in Eukaryota, Fungi, Ascomycota, Eurotiomycetes, Eurotiales, Aspergillaceae.
UCCAUCUCCCCGGCCUGCAGAGCUCAGCAACGCGUGCGGGACGAAUCAACAACAGGGAAGUCUGGUCAAUGUCGGAGCGAUCCAUAUCCAGUCACAACCCUACCUGGCUCUGGUGGCGAAAGCCUACGUUGGUCCUCUCAGCCGAGGGUCAACUCUGUCCUUCGUCUGGUCCCUGUUCGCCUUCUUCCAGUCUUCCGAGCCACUCUCGUACCCCGUUUUUCGGAGGGACGCAGCCGCACACACUCCAAUAAGAUCAUCUGUCAGAACUGCAAGCUGGAGCCGAUUUCUCCCUUUACGGAGCAUCCCCGCGGAGGGGGCAAAAAAGUCGCCAUGGCCUCACGUCGGGGCCGCCGCUGUCUGCUUUCCCCGUUGGGCCGAGCGUUUACCGACCGCUGUCCAUGGGGAAGUCCAUACAAGGGUUUCAAGAACUGGGGAAAUACUUAAGUAACCCGAUGGCUCGAGUUUUGGGUCCUUCCUUUUCCCCGUUGUGUCUUGUGUGAGUCAUCUCAUUUCUUUUCUACUCCACGGGGAAACACAAAAGGAGAGGGCCAUCUCAUCCCGCAGUGGUUACUUUAUCAUCUGGGACUUGAAACAUCUUCUACUUUGGUCGAACGGACGGAUACAGAAGAAGCAGACCAAACUAUUUGUUCUAAUUGGGUUAUUAUCCCUAUUUCUCCUUACCAAAAAUUUGAGUUCUUUCUGUAUAUAUAUACACAAUGGGUUACCUUGAAGAAGAAGAUCAGCGUUACUGGGACGACGUCAAGGCUGUCAAGGCCUGGUGGCAGGAUUCGAGAUGGAGAUAUACCAAGCGCCCGUUUACUGCCGAGCAGAUUGUGGCCAAGCGUGGAAACCUGAAGAUCGAGUAUCCGUCCAAUACCCAGAGCAAGAAGCUCUGGAAGAUCGUGGAAGAGAACUUCAAGAACAAGACAGCUAGUGCCACCUAUGGCUGUCUCGAGCCGACAAUGGUCACUCAGAUGGCCAAGUACUUGGACACCGUUUACGUUUCUGGUUGGCAGAGUUCUUCCACUGCGUCAUCGACUGAUGAACCCUCUCCUGACCUUGCGGAUUACCCUAUGAAUACCGUUCCCAACAAGGUCAACCAGCUGUUCAUGGCUCAGCUCUUCCACGAUCGAAAACAACGUGAGGAGCGCAUCACAACCCCCAAGGAACAGCGCCACAAUGUUGCCAAUGUUGACUACUUGCGACCCAUCAUUGCUGAUGCCGACACCGGCCAUGGUGGUCUGACGGCCGUCAUGAAGCUGACAAAGCUCUUCAUCGAGAGGGGUGCCGCCGGCAUCCAUAUCGAAGAUCAAGCUCCUGGCACCAAGAAAUGUGGUCAUAUGGCUGGCAAGGUCUUGGUACCGAUCAGCGAGCACAUUAACCGUCUAGUGGCUAUCCGUGCCCAAGCAGACAUUAUGGGCACCGAUCUUCUUGCUAUCGCCAGAACCGAUUCUGAAGCAGCAACUCUCAUCACUUCCACUAUUGACCACCGUGACCACAGCUUCAUUGUCGGCUCGACCAACCCGAACCUCCAGCCGCUGAACGAUCUGAUGGUGGCUGCCGAGCAGUCCGGCAAGAACGGAGUCGAGCUUCAAGCAAUUGAAGACCAGUGGAUCUCCCAGGCCGGUCUCAAGCUCUUUGACGACGCUGUUGUCGACACUAUCAACGCGGGAACGUAUGCAAACAAGGCCGGUCUCAUCGAGAGCUACUUGAAGGCCGCCAAGGGCAAGAGCAACAGAGAGGCGCGUGCCCUUGCUAAGGGCAUCACUGGUGUCGACAUCUACUUCGACUGGGAAGCUCCCCGCACCCGAGAGGGUUACUACCGGUACCAAGGCGGUACCAAGUGCGCGAUUAACCGCGCUGUUGCCUAUGCUCCGUUCGCGGAUCUUAUUUGGAUGGAGAGCAAGCUUCCUGACUACGUCCAGGCCAAGGAAUUCGCUGACGGAGUUCAUGCUGUCUGGCCAGAGCAGAAGCUGGCAUACAAUCUGUCUCCUUCGUUCAACUGGAAGAAGGCCAUGCCCCGCGACGAGCAGGAGACAUACAUCGAGCGACUCGGACAGCUGGGAUACUGCUGGCAGUUUAUCACUCUGGCCGGUUUGCACACGACCGCCCUCAUUUCCGACACAUUUGCCAAGGCCUAUUCCAAGCAGGGAAUGCGCGCAUAUGGAGAACUUGUCCAGGAGCCCGAGAUGCUCAAUAAGGUCGAUGUGGUUACACACCAGAAGUGGAGUGGUGCCAACUACGUUGAUGGCCUGUUGAAGAUGGUCACUGGAGGCGUCAGCAGUACUGCUGCUAUGGGCAAGGGUGUGACGGAGGAUCAGUUCAAAUGAGCGUGAUUGAUCAUGACGAGCGUCGGAAAAGUUGCUAGGAGGGUGGGGACAUUGUUAUUCCAUUUAUAUUCCUAUUUGAUGAUGGGAAGGGAAGGUUUUUGGAUUGGUUUUUUGAGCAUCUGCAGGUAGCAUUUAGCAUGCCUUGUUUAGAGUACCGUUUUGUGUUCAACCUUUGGAUAGUUUCACAUUUUGUAUACCAAGCAUUCCUUUCAUAUUUGACGCAAUCGUAGAGUUUAGGGGACAAAGCAUGUUAUGCAGUACGAAAAUGCCCCUUUGGGGCUGC